Gracilinanus agilis (Agile Gracile Mouse Opossum) is the source of this 3937-nucleotide messenger RNA. RefSeq names its product cingulin (gene CGN). The record is from RefSeq and is a predicted model, not a curated record. Gene Ontology annotation, cellular component: myosin complex. NCBI's taxonomy places the organism in Eukaryota, Metazoa, Chordata, Mammalia, Didelphimorphia, Didelphidae. Bases 1 to 3624 code for a protein of 1207 amino acids. The transcript has 21 exons.
AUGGAGCGGGCAACAGCCAUAGCAGAGCCCCGGGGACCAGUGGACCAUGGUGUGCAAAUCCGAUUCAUCACAGAGUCAACUGAUAAUACACAAUCAGCCUCCCUUCGCCGGGUUGGCCGUCGACCAGCCAAGGACUCUAGAGCUAGUUCUUAUGGUGUAGCAGUGCGGGUGCAAGGCAUUGCUGGGCAACCCUUUGUGGUGCUCAACAGUGGGGAGAAGGGUACUGAUUCCUUUGGGGUACAGAUCAAGGGAAAUGGCAGCAGAGGAGCCCCUGAUUCAUUGAGCUCAGACUCAGAGCUUCCUGAGAAUCCAUAUGGCUCACCUCGGAGGUUUGUGGGCUCCUAUUCCCAGGGCAGUACUUCUGAUGAGGAACUUGGGACUGGGCAAAAGGACAAGCUUCAACGUUCCCAAUCUCACGCCUCCCUGUUGAAUUCUGCUCCUGUGGGCCCACGUGUCCUAACUGGCAGCCUAUUAGAAUUAACCCCUUCAAUUGGUUCCUCUGGGAAUGUCAUUGACACAGCACCCCUGUCCUCAGUGGACUCACUCAUUUGCAAGUUUGACCGCCAGGGGGCCCAAACAAGGGGUCGGUCUGGCUGCCGUGGGAGAAUCCUCUCUCCUGACCGUCGAAAGCGGAGUCAGAGUUUAGAUAGCCGAGUACCUCGAAAUACGGCGGAAGAACGCGAACGUGAGCAAGAGCAUGAACGGGACUUCAGCAAUUCCUCAUCCCCUAACUCGAAGCAGACCUGUACGAUAAGUGGUUUAAAUCAGGGUCAGGCACCAUCAAAUGCAAUCAGCAAAUCCCGACAGACUCAGGAAUGGGUGUUGCAGAGCUUUGAGGAGCCCCGGGGGAGGCCCCGGGACCCUAGCUUAAUGCAGUUCAAGUCAACCCCAGACCUUUUGAAGGACCAGCAGGAGGCCACAACCUCUGGCAGUGCUGAUCAUGCUAAAACUACCAUCUAUAAUAUUCUACGGGAGGGGAGUUUGGAAAGCGAGGCAUCUGUGAAGAGGAAGGUCAGCCUGGUGUUGGAACAAAUGCAGGCCCUGGCGGGAAGCUCUUCCAAUGUCUCACAAGCCAUGGCAGUGCAUCGUGGGCUGAUACAGAAGAUAGAAGAGCUCCAGCAAAAGCUGGAUGAGGAGAUGAAGAAACGGCAAAAGCUGGAACUCACUCAUGAACCAUCUCGUCUUGUGCUGGAACGACAGCUCGAGGAGAAGGUGGAAGAGUGCAUGCGACUGCAGGAGAAACUGGAAAAGAAGAAGGCAGAGAUGCAGCGAAGCACCCAGGAGUUCCAGGACAUGAAGCUCCUUCUGGAUCAGGGUGAGCGCCUACGGCGUGGACUUGAAGACCAGCUGAAAGAGAUGCAAGACAGGCUGCGGCAGGGACAGAACCCUGAUGCUGCAAAGGAGACCCUCUUAAAGGACCUGCUAGAGACCAGGGAGUUACUGGAGGAAGUACUAGAGGGGAAACAGAGGCAGGAAGAACAGCUCCGGCAGCGGGAGCGGGAACUGACAGCUCUGAAGGGGGUCCUGAAGGAGGAGGUAGCCUCUCGGGACCAGGAGGUGGAACGUGUCCGGCAGCAGUGCCAACAGGACAUGGAACAGCUGCGCCAAAGUGUGAAAGAUGCCUCCCAAGAUCAGGCCACCCUGGAGGCAGAAAGGCAGAAAGUGUCAACCCUCAUUCGAGGCCUCCAGAGGGAACUCCAAGAGAGUGCUGAGGAGACUGGGCAUUGGCAAGGCAUGUUCCAAAAAAAUAAGGAAGAGCUUCGAGGGACCAAGCAGGAGCUGUUACAGCUUCGGCUGGAGAAGGAAGACCUAGAGGAAGAGCUCAGGGAGCAAAUUGGGGUUCUGCAGAAGGACCUAGAGCAGGCCCGAACCAGUGCUGAGGAUAAUCGUCAGGCUGAGAGCCUUAAGAAGGAAUUGAAGCGGGCACAGGAAGAACUACAGGACCUUCGAGAACAGCAGAGCCAGGAAGCUGCUGGGAAGAAUCGGGAGCGGGAACUGGAGAAGGAGCUAGAAGCCCUCAAGGAAGAGGCUAAGCGGGGAAAGGGGGCUGAGCAGCAGCAGCUCCAACUGCAUAAGAGCCUUCAGCAGCUUCAACAGGACUAUGAAGAGACUGCCAAGGCCAAGGCAAUGGCUGAAGCAGAGGUAACCAUGAUGGGGCAGCGGCGGGCAGCGGUGGAGGCAACGCUACGUGAAACCCAAGAGGAGAACGAUGAGUUCCGGCGUCGAAUCUUGGGCCUGGAACAGCAGCUAAAGGAGGCCCGGAGCUUGGCUGAGGGUGGGGAGGCUGUAGAGGCAAGGCUUCGGGACAAGGUGCAACGGUUGGAGGCGGAGAGACAGCGACUGGAGAAGGCCCUGAGUGCAUCUCAGGAAGAGGAGGACUCACUGGCUGGGGCAAAGCGGAUGCUGGAGGGGCAGCUGGAAGAGGCACAAAGAAGCCUCAUAAGAUUGGGGCAAGAGCAAAAGAUAUUAAACCGAGCCUUAGAGGAGGAAGGGAAGCAACGGGAAGUCCUUCGGCGAAACAAGGCUGAGCUGGAGGACCAAAAACGAUUGUUGGAUAAAACUGUAGAGAAACUUAACAAGGAGAUGGAGAAAAUUGGUGAGGAAUCACAGAGAGCACUGGGGGAGCUACAAGCCCAGCUGGAAGAGUACAAGGAGAAGGCACGUCGUGAUGUGGCAGGUGCCCAGCGCCAGGCCAAGGAGUGGGCCAGUGAGGCCGAGAAGGCAGCUGGAGGGCUGGGCCAGCUGCAGGAUGAGGCCCAGCGGUUACGCCAAGCUCUGCAGGUAUUGCAGGCUGAGCGAGAUACAGCCCUCCUGGACAAAGACCUGCUAGCCCAGAAACUGCAGGGGCUGGAGAAAGAGACUGAAAGCAAAAAACGUUCCCAGGAUGACAAGGUCCGGCAGCUCAAGAACCUAGAGGAGAAGGCCUCACGCCUGGAGGCAGAGCUGGAUGAGGAAAGAAACACUGUGGAGCUGCUGACAGAUCGAGUGAACCGUGCACGAGACCAGAUUGACCAGUUGAGAGCAGAACUACUACAGGAGAGAUCCAGUCGGCAAGACCUAGAAUGUGAUAAAAUCUCUCUGGAGAGACAGAACAAGGACCUGAAGAGUCGACUGGCCAACUUAGAGGGUUUCCAAAAGCCCAGUGCCAGCCUCUCUCAACUGGAGUUCCAGAACCAGGAGCUGCAGGAUCGACUUCAGACUGAAGAGAGGGAGAAGACACUUCUGCAGACCACUAACCGAAAACUGGAACGGAGAGUCAAAGAGCUUUCCAUCCAGAUUGAUGAUGAAAGACAGCAUGUAAAUGACCAGAAGGAUCAGCUGAGCCUUCGAGUUAAGGCCCUGAAGAGACAAGUGGAUGAGGCAGAGGAGGAAAUUGAACGGCUGGAUGGUUUGAGGAAGAAGGCCCAAAGGGAGCUGGAAGAGCAGCAUGAAGUCAAUGAACAGCUGCAGGCCCGAAUAAAGGCACUGGAAAAGGAUUCCCGGCGCAAGGCUACCCGAUCAGCAGCUGAAGCAUCCCUCAAGCAUGAUGGGCUGAGCUCAGAUGAAGAAUUUGACAGUAUCUAUGAUCCCUCAUCCAUUGCAUCACUACUCACUGAGAGUAACCUCCAGACAAGUUCCUGCUAGCCAAUGGUCAGCAAGGAGACAGGCAGCCAAGUUGUAGAAGGCAAUCCAAGGGUCUUGCAUUUUCUCAGAAGCCUGGCUCUUAAUGCUAGCUCCUGCCUCAAGCUGGGAAGUCCGACUUCAGAAUGGAAUGGGAGGAGGAAAUGAAGACCUCCAUCCUGCCUUUGGCUUUUAAGGACCUAAGCAGGCCCUCAUGAAUCAUCUCCAGUAUCUUGGGGAGGAAAACAAGAAUACACUUACCAAUGGCUUGUAAUUUUGUGAUUUUUGUACCUCUGUUCCUUGGGCAAAUCAUACGCCCCUCUUUCCAAUUUUUCUU